AUGUUCGCCCUGUGGAAGGUCGCGCUCUCCGAGACCCUGCUGGGCUAUAUUUCUUGGUCUCUUUACCAUGCCCUGCCACCGAUGAUCUAUUACUUCCCCCUUCAGACACUGGCACUCACCGGUUUAGAGAUUUCUGCUGUUGCGUUCCUUUCGCCAGUGUUCUUGGUAAUUGGUCCUUUUUGGAAGCUGGCUAGCAACAAGUAUAUCCUAGCCCUUCUGAGGCUGACUACAGUUGGAAGCUUAGCAUCAUAUCAAGCACCAAGUGCUUCAGCUAGACUAUUCAUCUUGGCUGCAGGUGUUUCUUCCUCAUUGCUGGUUCAGACAGUAACAUGGUGGUCAGGAAACAGUUUACAAAGGUUCAUCAGGAUAUGGGGCUUCAUUCUAGGCAAGAUAAUGCUACUUGUUCUUCGAAUCUGGUAUACAUCUCUAAACCCAGUCUGGAGCUCACAAGCUGCCAACACUGUUGUGCUGACCCUUGGUUUUAUAGCAACAGUGGAGCAAAUUUAUUCAGGUGGAGACAGGAAGAAACAAGAAACAAGUAAUAUAACCGGUAAUGCAGUUAGAGGGACUGUUCCCCAGUUGAACUGGCUUUCUUCAGGAUUUGCUUUUGGCAGCCUCAUGUUCCUCACUGUGUGGAUAUUUGGGGAGGUCUCGCUGGUUUCUAGAUGGGCAGUGAGUGGGCAUCCACAUACCGGUCCAGAGCCUAAUCCGUAUGGAGGUAUAAUUCUGUUGGGACUGGCUCAUGGAUUGAUGCUUUCAUUUUGGAGUUGGUCUUUUCUUACCAGUUUUGCCUGGUUUCUUAUAGGUGUAACAUCCUCGGCCGGUCUCCUUUAUUUGCAGACCUGGAGUGCUGCUGUUGCGGGCAGCGUUCUUGCUGUCUUCACGAUGAGCGUGUGGCCUCAGCUGGCCGGACGCUUUAUCCAUUGUCCACAUCCCGGGAAAGCCAUGACUACAGCCAUGUUGGCCUACGUUCUUGAGUUAUUCUUCUGUGUGUGGUGUACUGCUUAUAAAUUUGUACCCGGAGGAAUUUAUGCUAGAGAAAGAUCCCACUUUCUUUUAGGGUUUCUCAUGUUAUGUAUUGGGGUAGACAUUUUAACAGGAUCCAAGAAAGAUCUUAGUUCUGUCUUUGAAGCAAAAAGCAACCAAAAGCCACUAUUCAAAAAGAGUAGGAAAUAUAUUCAAUUAUUGUUGUGGCUGUUGGUUGGUGUUGGUUUGCUGGGACUGGGUCUACGCUAUAAAAGUUACAAGCAGAAGCUGGGACGGGGGCCUCCUAAAAGAGACUUCUCUGCUAUGAUCUGGCCUUUUCGAUUUGCAUAUGACAAUGAGGGAUGGUCUAAUUUGGAAGGAUCAGCUAAUUUGCUUAAUCAGACAGGUGCAGAUUUUAUCACUAUUCUGGAGAGCGAUGCUUCUAAACCAUUCAUUGGGAACAAUGAUCCAACAAUGUGGCUUGGUGAAAGACUAGGGUUUUACACAGAUUUUGGUCCAAGCACAAGAGAUCACACUUGGGGGAUUAUGGCACUAUCAAGGUAUCCAAUUGUAAAGUCUACCCAUCACCUCCUGCCAUCUCCAGAGGGAGAGAUUGCACCUGCCAUCUCCAUGACUGUCAACUUCACAGGGAAACUGGUCGACUUCGUUGUCGCUCACUUUGGAAAUGAAGAAGAGGACUUGGACCGAAAACUGCAGGCUAUAGCUGUUUCAAAGCUAUUGAAGACCAGCUCUAAGCAAGUUGUGUUUCUGGGAUACAUCACUUCAGCUCCUGGAUCCAGAGAUUAUACUGAAUUAAUAGAAAAUGGAAAUGUCCAGGAUAUUGACAGUACAGACCUGGAUAGAUGGUGUAGCUAUAUUAUGUACCGUGGAGUAAUCAGGUUGGGCUAUGCCCGAAUAUCUCAUGCUGGUCUAAGUGAUUCAGAAGUCCAGAUGGCCAAAUUUAGGAUCCCAGAUGACUUGGAUAAUUAUGUUGAUAAUGACAGAAUUGUCAUUGAUCCCAACCAAAUUCCUGAGGACAUACAUUUCAAUCCCAGGUUUGGAUCUUAUAAAGAUGGACAUAAUUAUGAGCAUAUUCAUCAUUUUCAUAUGAGCACUCCUAAAUAUUUUAAACAGACAAAUUAGAAUGAGAAAAUAAUGUACCACUGGGACCAAAAAGAAAGGUUUGUUGCUUGAAUCUGAAUCGCCAGCCAARAAAAUUACGCAGUGUAAGGAUGAGGAUUUGCUCUGCUCUACAACACGGUGAAUGUCUGCGCAGUAGCUGCUUCCUAACUAGUGAGUGGUCACUACUGUGAGACAGGGAAGGUGCCCGUUUGAUAAACUGGUAUCUACCAGGGACAGUUACCUGCUUGGUAUGUAGCAAAGGGAGGGUGGGACUUGCUGGGGCAAAUUGCUGCUUCACUUUAGCAGGGACUACCUGUGUUGUUCUGUUUCAAAGUUGAAAAUAUGUAAAAUAUCUAUCCAUAAAAUAUCUAUGMAUUCUAGGAGCUCAGUGGAUUAAUCAUGAGCGGGGAUUGGAGCCUUUUUCUGUGCUUUUUUAGACUUGAACAAAGCAAAGGGGUUGGAUGUUACACUUAGUACUCUGGUUGCUAUUGUGAUAACACAUGUAUAGCUUGUUUGUUUUUUUUU
Nothoprocta perdicaria is the source of this 2613-nucleotide messenger RNA. RefSeq names its product cell wall biogenesis 43 C-terminal homolog (gene CWH43). The record is from RefSeq and is a predicted model, not a curated record. Gene Ontology annotation, cellular component: endoplasmic reticulum. NCBI's taxonomy places the organism in Eukaryota, Metazoa, Chordata, Aves, Tinamiformes, Tinamidae. Gene Ontology annotation, biological process: GPI anchor biosynthetic process. Bases 1 to 2109 code for a protein of 702 amino acids. The transcript is spliced from 16 exons.